This is a messenger RNA of Closterium sp. NIES-65, 1373 nucleotides long. NCBI's taxonomy places the organism in Eukaryota, Viridiplantae, Streptophyta, Zygnematophyceae, Desmidiales, Closteriaceae. The record is from the annotation of a GenBank genome assembly.
AUGCACCAUCCCUUGCCACCAUCCCUUGCCACCAUCCCUUGCCACCAUCCCUUGCCACCAUCCCUUGCCACCAUACUCUUUCCUCCUCAUCAACCCCCGCUCUUCCCCCCGUCUCGUUCCCUUUCCCCCACUUCUCUCCCUGCCGAUCCCAUUCGCCCUCCUCUUCAGGGGAUGUCACGAGUCUGGCGAGUAUCCCUGCGGGCGCGCAGGCGAGCGCACAGGGACGUCACGAGUCUGGCGACCAUCCCAGCAGGCACGCAGGCGAGCGCGCAGUUCCUGGCCAAGGAGGGCGGCGUGCUGGCCGGCACACAAGCAUGCCCUCCCUUCCUGUCUUGUCUCCUCACCUCUCUCUGGCCCUUCCCCCUCCCCUCUCUCUCAUCCCCCCAGGGGACGUCACGAGCCUGGCGACCAUCCCAGCAGGCACGCAGGCAAGCGCGCAGUUCCUGGCCAAGGAAGGGGGCGUGCUGGCAGGCACCGCGCUGGCUACAGCCGUGUUUCGACUGCUGGAGCCCAGCAUUCAGGUGUGACGGGGUGGGGCGAGGCACAGGGUUGGGCUUGAGCGCGCAGUUCCUGGCAAAGGAGGGCGUGCUUCCGACUGCUGAAGCCGAGCAUUCAGGAGGGAGCGGUAAUGGCAGCUGUGGCUUCAUGCUGGCUGCCUUGGGAUGGCUGGACGGACCGGUGAUUGGGGUGCGAGAGAUGAGGGCUGGGAGGAGCUAUACUCGGGUGGAGUGGAGCAAGGAGGAUGGGGACACGGUGGAGAAGGGCGAGGUAUUUGCCACGGUGCACGGCUCCGCGCAUGCCAUCCUGCAGGGCGAGCGCGUGGCACUCAACUUCAUGCAGCGCAUGAGCGGCAUCGCCACGUCCACCAGGGCCAUGGUGGAGGCAGCCCGCCCUGCCACAGUGCUAGAGACACGCAAGACUGCCCCGGGACUCAGAAUCACAGACAAGUGGGCGGUGCUGAUAGGAGGGGGGCAGAACCACCGAGUGGGGCUGUACGACAUGCUGCUGGUGAAGGACAACCACAUCGCUGCUGCUGGUGGUGUGCCGGCCGCUAUCAGCUCUGCCAGAGAGUACAUCCGAUCCAACGGCCUGGAUCUCCCGGUGGAGGUGGAGGCACGCACGUUGGAUGAGCUUCAGGAGGUGCUGAGGUGUCGUGGUGAGGGUGUUGGGCGGGUGACACGGGUGAUGCUGGACAAUAUGGUGGUGCUGCAACCAGGGGGAGGGGAUGGUGGAGGUGCAGUGCAUGUGGACGUGUCCAUGCUGCAGCAGGCAGUGAACAUGGUGAACGGGCAGCUCGAGACCGAGGCGUCGGGCAACGUGACUUUAGAGACUGUCGGUGCUAUUGCUGCAACUGGUGUUGAUUUCAUCUCAAG